CAUGCCCUCUGUCCUGUGGCUGGAAGCCAUCUACAUUUUCCUGUUUGCUGGAGUGCCCCCAUCCCUCCCUCUUCAGGAAGUCCAAGUAAGCAGGGAGACCCUUGGGAAGAUUUCAGCCGCCAGCAAAAUUAUGUGGUGCUCAGCUGCGGUGGAUGUCCUGUUUUUGAUAGAUGGCUCUCACAGCAUCGGGAAAGGGAGCUUUGAAAGGGCCAAGCACUUUGCCAUCACAGUCUGUGACGCGCUGGACAUCAACCCUGAGAGGGUCAGGGUGGGAGCGGUCCAGUUCAGUUCUGCUCCUUGGCUGGAAUUCCCCUUGGACGCAUUGUCCACCCAACAGGAAGUGAAGACAGAACUCAAGAGGAUGGUUUUCAAAGGAGGACGCACAGAGACAGGCCUCGCUCUGAAAUACUUUCUGCGCCAAGGGCUCCCCGGGGGCAGAAAUGCCUCUGUGCCCCAGGUCCUCAUCAUCAUCACUGACGGGAGGUCCCAAGGACAUGUGGCAUUGCCGGCCAAGCAGCUGCAGGAAAGAGGUGUCACUGUGUUUGCCGUGGGGGUGCGCUUUCCCAGGUGGGAGGAGCUGCACACGCUGGCCAGCGAGCCCCAGGAGCAGCACGUGCUGAUGGCCGAGCCGGUGGAGGACGCCGCCAACGGCCUCUUCAGCACCCUCAGCGGCUCCGGCAUCUGCACCGCCGCCUCUCCAGACUGCAAGGUGCAGCCUCACCCCUGUGAGCGCAAGACCCUGGAGACGGUCAGGGAGCUGGUCGGCAACACCAUGUGCUGGAGAGGAUCUCGGGGGACUGACGGCGUUCUGGCUGCACUCUGUCCCUUCUCCAGCUGGAAGAGAGUGUUCUUAACCCACCCUGCCACCUGCUACAGGACCACCUGCCCAGGCCCCUGUGACUCGCAGCCUUGCCAGAAUGGAGGCACGUGUGUCCCAGAGGGGCUGGGCGGGUACCACUGCCUCUGCCCGCCAGCCUUCAGAGGGGAGGCUAACUGUGCCCCGACGCUGAGCCUGGAGUGCAGAACCGACGUCCUCUUCCUACUGGCCAGCUCGGCGGGCACCACGCUGGAGGGCUUCCUGCGGGCCAAGGCCUUUGUGAAGCGGUUUGUGCAGGCGUCGCUGAGUGAGGACUCGCGGGCCCUGGUGGGUGUGGCCUGGUACAGCAGGGAGCUGGUGCUGGCAGUGCCCGUGGGCGAGUACCAGGAUGUGCCCCACCUGGUCCGGAGCCUUGAUGCCGUCCCCUUCAGCGGAGGCGCCACCUUGACGGGCAGUGCCCUGCGGCAGGCGGCGGAGCGCGGCUUUGGGAGCGCCAGCAGGACAGGCCAGGACCGUCCUCGCAGGGUGGUCGUCCUGCUCACCGAGUCGCGCUCCCAGGACGAGGUGGCUGGCCCGGCGCAGCACGCGAGGACCCGAGGUCUGUUCCUGCUGGGCGUGGGCACUGAGGCCGUGCGGGCAGAGCUGGAGGAGGUCACGGGCAGCCCCGAGCACGUCAUGGUCUACGCCGACCCGCAGGACCUGUUCAACCAGAUCCCGGAGCUGCAGGGGAAGCUGUGCAGCCGGCCUCGGCCAGGCUGCCAGGCACAGUCCCUGGACCUGGUCUUCAUGUUGGACGCCUCGGCCUCAGUAGGGCCUGAGAAUUUCGCCCAGAUGCAGAGCUUCGUGCGAAGCUGCACCCUCCAGUUCGACGUGAACCCCGAUGUGACCCAGAUUGGCCUGGUGGUGUACGGCAGCCAGGUCCAGACAGCCUUCGGGCUGGACACGCACAUCACACGUCCCGCAGUGCUGCGGGCCAUGAGCCAGGCCCCCUACCUGGGUGGGGUGGGCUCCGCAGGCACGGCCUUGCUGCAUAUUUAUGACAAGGUGAUGACCGUCCAGAGGGGCGCCCGGCCUGGCGUCCCCAAGGCUGUGGUGGUGCUCACCGGGGGGAGGGGGGCAGAGGAUGCGGCUGUCCCUGCCCAGAAGCUGAGGAACAACGGGGUCUCUGUCUUGGUGGUGGGUGUGGGGCCUGUCCUGAGGGAGGCCCUGCGGAGGCUUGCCGGUCCCCAGGACUCUCUGAUCCACGUGGCGGCCUACGCAGACCUGAGGUUCCACCAGGACGCGCUCAUCGGGUGGCUCUGUGGAGAAGCCAGUCAGCCCGUCAACCUCUGCAAACCCAGCCCGUGCAUGAACGAGGGCACCUGUGUCCUGCGGAACGGGAGUUACCUCUGCACCUGCCGAGGCGGCUGGGAGGGCCCCCACUGCGAGAACCGGGUCCUGAGAGGAGAUGCCCUCAGGGCACGAAGCUCCCGCCAACAGCCUGCAGGGGGGCCGCAGCCCCGCCCGACCCAGCAGCUCCGGAGAGGGGGGCACCCUGGGCGCUGA
Molossus molossus (Pallas's mastiff bat) is the source of this 2362-nucleotide messenger RNA. It is a transcript of the gene VWA2, whose product is annotated as von Willebrand factor A domain containing 2. The record is from RefSeq and is a predicted model, not a curated record. Bases 2 to 2362 code for a protein of 786 amino acids. Gene Ontology annotation, molecular function: calcium ion binding. Lineage: Eukaryota; Metazoa; Chordata; Mammalia; Chiroptera; Molossidae. The transcript has 13 exons.